CUUCAUCGUUGACGGCCAUCAAAUGCAGGAGACAAAGUCUGCAUCAACCCCUCUCCAAUCGACCAGAACCAUCAGCAAGAAGUACGGCAGAGCGAAGCUUGCCACCAUCUUGACAAACCUCCCCCGCACAAAAGUCGCAACAGCAGGCCUUCCCAGCGAAGCGGCAAGAGCACGCUGUACAUGUCUCCAUUGCCCAUCAUCCUUCCGGACUCCAGUCGUCGCCACCAUUCCACCCUUCGAAGAGCCAAACCUCCCUUCGAAUUCCUCCAAAGGAAUAAUUGUUGUCAUCGCUAAUCAUCACAACAAGGGCAGCAGAAGUCCCAUGCUUGUCUUGGCUGAGACCCGCUGCUAGCCACCUCUUUCUCUAACUUGCGUCCCUUCACUCCGAACCCUCGAAGCAUAUAGCGUGCAUUCGCACAAAGGGUACGCCCACCGUAGCAGCGCAAAGAAGUCUCACUCAUUCGUAGAUUGCGAGAAGAGUGUGAUCAGUAGUCAAUAUGGCUGUCGUCAACAUCAGGAGAGAUGUCGAUGACAAGUUCUAUCGAUACCGCAUGCCCUUGCUUCAGACCAAGAUUGAGGGCAAAGGGAACGGCAUCAAGACUGUCAUCCCCAACAUGGCGGACAUUGGUAGGGCCCUCUCCCGCCCUGCGUCUUACCCGACCAAGUUCUUCGGCUGUGAGCUUGGCGCACAGACUCAGUUUGACGAAAAGAAUGAGCGCUACAUUGUGAACGGCUCGCACGAGGCUGUCCGUCUGCGCGAGCUCCUUGACGGCUUCAUUGAAAAGUUUGUACUUUGCAAAGCCUGCAAGAACCCCGAAACGGACCUCAAGAUCAGCAAGGAUGGCAUGAUUCACCGUGACUGCAAGGCCUGCGGUGCGAUGACGGACGUGGAUAUGCGCCACAAGCUUACCACUUUCAUCACCAACCACCCUCCGCCCAAGAAGAAGAAGGGUGUCAAAGGUGCUGGAAAGGCUGCUGGCCAAAGCGUUGACGAUGGCGGAUGUGAUGAUGGCGAGAACGGUGGCAGCGACGACGAGUUCACUGCCAAGAUUGCCUCAGAAGCGGCUCUGAUUCCCACUGCUGAGCAGCGCGCGAAGGAGAACGGCGGAGACGAGUGGAGCGUCGACACGUCGGAGGCAGCCGUCAAAGCCCGCGUUAAGGCGCUGGAGGGAGGCAUCACAUCCUCCCUCGUCCUCGCCGCUGGCGAGGACGACGAAGAGGCCGAGGACGAGAACAGCCCGUACUACCAAUUCGGAGUGUGGCUCACCGAACACCGGAAAGGUGGCUCUGCGGGCGGCGAAUGCACCGCUGCAGAAGUGUACAAAAAGGCUCAGGAGCUCGGCAUCGAGAACAAGCAUCGCUCCGUGCAGCUGAUUAUGCAGUCUCUCUUCACCGAGGACGCUGUCAAAGAGAUGGGAAAGUACCAGGCCGUCAUUGCCAAGAUGACCACCUCGGAGAAACACCAGAAGUCGCUGCUAGGCGGCCUCGAGCGCCUUGCGGGCAUUGAACAACCCUCGCUGGUCCCCAGCGGCGUCCCAAAGCUGCUGAUGGCGCUGUACCAGAUCGACGCGCUGGAUGAGGAGAUUGUCAAGCACUGGGGCACGCACACGAGCAAGAAAUACGUCGACAAGGACACCAGCAAGAAGGUCCGCCGCGCCGCUGCGCCGUUCCUCGAAUGGCUCGACCAGGCUGAUAGCGACGAGGACGAGGAGGACGAUGAUCUCGAUAACCUGUGAUCGCCGGCUUCCUCCUCUACUAGGCUCCAACUCCAAACACACGCAAUCUGAUAGUGUUUGCACGCAGUGCUGUUGGCCCUUCUGUGCUGGGCUAUAAGAUACAGUCUUCAUGAACGUUUGUUCGAUCAAUCCGAUGGUCUUUUGACUUUGCAGUGUCAUUGAGAUUAACGAUUCGGCCGGAAAACAUUUCACAUGCUUGUUAUGCU
Tilletiaria anomala UBC 951 is the source of this 1942-nucleotide messenger RNA. RefSeq lists its product as uncharacterized. Gene Ontology annotation, biological process: formation of translation preinitiation complex; formation of cytoplasmic translation initiation complex; translational initiation. The record is from RefSeq and is a predicted model, not a curated record. Lineage: Eukaryota; Fungi; Basidiomycota; Exobasidiomycetes; Georgefischeriales; Tilletiariaceae. Gene Ontology annotation, cellular component: cytosol. Gene Ontology annotation, molecular function: translation initiation factor activity; eukaryotic initiation factor eIF2 binding; GDP-dissociation inhibitor activity. The transcript has 4 exons. Bases 498 to 1736 code for a protein of 412 amino acids.